GCCCCCUCCCUCCUACACUCAAGUGCUACUCCACAUUUGCCACCUGUUGCACGGCUAGGCAGCUUCUGCACCUACUUCUCUUGACUUCAUCAUGGCCGCUGCGGACGCAACGAUGCAGACAUCACCCAGCCCGGAGCACUCUCCGCACCAUCCUGCUCGCAGCCAUUCUACGGGCCCAAAGCCCAAGGGCAUCCUGAAGAACGCGCCAGGACAGCAGGGCCCCGGCCACUCACUACAGUGGGAUGAGGAGAACAUCGCGCUCACGGAGAUCCAGAAGGACAGUCUCAUGAAGAUCACGGAGCCCAAGACGCCAUACGUGCGCUACAAUGCCGAGACGGACACAUUCGAAGGAGACAUCCCUGCGCUCGAUCUCAAUGGUCACUUCAUCGUGCCCAAGGCCACCGCGACGUACCCUGACGAGGUGCCCGUGACGGACCGCGCCGUUUCCACGUCACCUCCGCCCUCUGAGCAUGGGUCGUCGCGGCGAGCAUCGAUAGGUUCGAGCCCGGGGCGUAGCGGUGCGCGCUCGACCAGCCGCAGCUCCAGCAGGAGCACGAGCUUCAACCUGCCGUCGGAGGCGAGGGGCGAGAUUCGUGCGCGGCUCGGUGGGGAAACCCCGGAGGCUGAAUCAGAGGAGGAAGAAAUGGAUGAAGAGACUGCUGCGAAGCACGCUGAGUUUGUGAAGGCGCGAGGGAGGCAUUACUCCAACGAGGCGGUAGCCAUGAAGAUGGCCGCGAAGCUCAUGGCAGAAGAGGAUGACGAUGAGGCCGAAGGAGAGGAAGAGCGCGAAGUACCUCCUGUGCCCCCGAUGCCCAAGGUUAACGGCAACCACUAAAAUGAAACGGACCUUUAUAUGCUGCUCGUCCUUAUCUCUCAUCUCGCAAUCCAAGAUGUAAGUUCCCCUCUGUAUAACAUCCUUCUUGCAUCGCACCCUCAUGUCUACUAGUCCUGCUGUACUCACCUACAUCAUAAUGCACCAAUUAUUGCGCAUGUCCUUUGUGCUUUUCGCUGUGUUGCGCACCCC
Messenger RNA from Schizophyllum commune H4-8, 1024 nucleotides. RefSeq lists its product as uncharacterized. The record is from RefSeq and is a predicted model, not a curated record. NCBI's taxonomy places the organism in Eukaryota, Fungi, Basidiomycota, Agaricomycetes, Agaricales, Schizophyllaceae. Gene Ontology annotation, molecular function: protein phosphatase inhibitor activity. The transcript is spliced from 5 exons. Gene Ontology annotation, biological process: regulation of signal transduction. The coding region runs from base 92 to 835 and encodes 247 amino acids.